AUGGCACUUCAAGGAAAAGUUGCGCUUCUGACAGGCGCUUCUAUGGGUAUUGGGGAAGCGAUCGCCUCAUCCUUAGUUGAGGCUGGUGUAAAUGUCAUUCUUUUCUCACGAUCACAGGACAAGCUCCAACAGUUACAAGAAAAGCUAUCAGCCAAGAACAACGUGAAAAUCACCUAUCGAGCCGUCGAUGUCGGCAACUAUGAAGAAGUCGAUGCCGCAGUCUCAUCCUCCAUCAAAGAAAUGGGAGACAUCGACAUCCUAAUCAACAACGCGGGCCUAGCAAUCGGCGCACCGAGUAUAUUCUCCAACCUAAAACCAACUGACAUAACGACAAUGAACAACACCAACGUGAACGGAUACAUGUUCAUGGCCCAUUCCGUCCUAAAUAACUCCAUGAUGACCCGGAAAGCAGGAACAAUCUUGAAUAUCACUUCCAUCACGGGACUCGAAGUACCCCCAUUCCCCGGCGAAGCGGUCUACCACGCCAACAAGGCCUGCCAAGAGGCCUUCACAAAUGCCCUGCGGAACGAACUAAGCGGCACGGAUAUCCGAGUCCUUGCUCUGCGACCAGGUGUCGUUGCUACGAAUUUUCACUCGCUGCGCGUCGGCCAUGAUAAGAAGAUGUAUGAUGAGUUUAUUGAGGGUUAUGAGCCACUGCUGGCUCGGGAUAUUGCCCAAGGUGUUAUCUACAUGCUUCAGCAGCCGUUGAAUAUCUCGAUCAAGGCAUUGGAUAUUGUCCCUUCGGCGCAACGUUCGAUCAAUGUUUUUGACCGGACGUGGAAUGAGCGACGGGAGUGA
Penicillium manginii is the source of this 798-nucleotide messenger RNA. RefSeq names its product SDR family oxidoreductase. The record is from RefSeq and is a predicted model, not a curated record. Gene Ontology annotation, cellular component: cytosol. Bases 1 to 798 code for a protein of 265 amino acids. NCBI's taxonomy places the organism in Eukaryota, Fungi, Ascomycota, Eurotiomycetes, Eurotiales, Aspergillaceae. Gene Ontology annotation, molecular function: oxidoreductase activity. The transcript has 6 exons.